GUCUUCUCAUUCUUUAGCAGCCUGCUAUCUUAAGAGGGAGUAAAAGGGGGUAGGAAGGUUCGAAGCUUUUUUCCGUCAGUUUGUUUUUUGUGGUGCUGCUUGGGGAUCAACUCCAGGACCUAGCCCAUGCUGCACAAGGAUUUCUACCACUGACCUACCCUAGCUCCAUUCCACCAGAGACUAUUGAUUCCUCAAGUAUUUGACCACCACCAUGUGCUGCAAUGAUCUCUACCCUCGAGAGCACCAACCUGUGGCAAGAUAGCAGGCCUCUUUGAAGUGACUUGUACCCCGAUGGAACUUACGCUGCAGAUGUAGGCUAUGGCCAUUCCCACUUUAUAUGUACUGGGGACUGAAUCCUUAGCAAUGGCACGAGCAUGAUAUCGCUGAUCAUUCCUCCUAAAGACCAGAUUUCACGAGUGGCAAAAAUGUUAGCAGACGAGUUUGGAACUGCAUCUAACAUUAAGUCACGAGUAAACCGCCUUUCAGUCCUGGGAGCCAUCACAUCUGUACAACAGAGACUCAAACUUUAUAACAAAGUACCUCCAAAUGGUCUGGUUGUUUACUGUGGAACAAUUGUAACAGAAGAAGGAAAGGAAAAGAAAGUCAACAUUGACUUUGAACCUUUCAAACCAAUUAAUACAUCAUUGUAUUUGUGUGACAACAAGUUUCAUACAGAGGCUCUUACAGCACUGCUUUCGGAUGACAGCAAGUUUGGUUUUAUUGUCAUAGACGGCAGUGGUGCUCUUUUUGGCACGCUCCAAGGAAACACCAGAGAAGUCCUGCACAAAUUCACUGUGGAUCUCCCAAAGAAACACGGCAGAGGAGGUCAAUCAGCCUUGCGUUUUGCCCGUUUAAGAAUGGAAAAGCGACAUAACUAUGUUCGGAAAGUAGCAGAGACUGCUGUGCAGCUGUUUAUUUCUGGAGACAAAGUGAAUGUGGCUGGUCUGGUUUUAGCUGGAUCAGCUGACUUUAAAACUGAACUAAGUCAAUCUGACAUGUUUGAUCAGAGGUUGCAAUCAAAAGUUUUAAAAUUAGUUGAUAUAUCCUAUGGUGGUGAAAAUGGAUUCAACCAAGCCAUUGAAUUAUCUACUGAAGUUCUCUCCAACGUGAAGUUCAUCCAAGAGAAGAAAUUAAUAGGGCGAUACUUUGAUGAAAUUAGCCAGGACACAGGCAAGUACUGUUUUGGAGUUGAAGAUACACUAAAGGCUUUGGAAAUGGGAGCUGUAGAAAUUCUAAUAGUCUAUGAAAAUCUGGAUAUAAUGAGAUACGUUCUUCAUUGCCAAGGCACAGAAGAGGAGAAAAUUCUCUAUUUAACUCCAGAACAAGAGAAGGAUAAAUCUCACUUCACAGACAAAGAGACUGGACAGGAACAUGAACUGAUUGAGAGCAUGCCCCUCUUGGAAUGGUUUGCUAACAACUAUAAAAAAUUUGGAGCUACACUAGAAAUUGUCACAGAUAAGUCACAAGAAGGAUCACAGUUUGUGAAAGGAUUUGGUGGAAUUGGAGGUAUCUUGCGGUACCGAGUAGAUUUCCAGGGAAUGGAAUACCAAGGAGGAGACGAUGAAUUUUUUGACCUUGAUGACUACUAGGUAGUCGACAUGGGUCCGGCAACAUGUGCCUCACCCUCCAGCAUUCAACCCAAGGAGCACACCCGUGGUGGAGUCCAAACAGAUCCCUGCCUUACAAUUGGAACUUUUCCAGAACUUAAUCCGUGAGCAUUGGAUACUGAAAAGCAAAGCGAAACAAAAGCAGACCCAACCCUACACUUUGGUUUGUCAUGGUGUCAGCGUAGCAGCCUACGACUAAGUUCCUAAAUGCCACUCCGGACUAAUUGAAAAAAGAAUCCCACUUUUUACUUUUACUUGAUGGUAAAAUUGGUUGCUCUUGUAUUUUAUGAAAAAAAUGAUUUUUUUAACCUUCAUACAUAGAAGCAAAAAUACUUUAACUGCUGUAAACCUUCAAAAGUUAGUAGAAGUGAGAUCAUACUGGUUUGUUCUUAUUUUGAUCGGAGAAUAACUCGAUUGCUGCAUUUCGCAGUGACCCAUUUACAUGGCAUUCUCAGACUAGACUGCACAAGCAGAAAUAUAUGUGGUGAAAUAUUGGAA
Messenger RNA from Peromyscus eremicus (cactus mouse), 2105 nucleotides. It is a transcript of the gene Etf1, whose product is annotated as eukaryotic translation termination factor 1. The coding region runs from base 375 to 1589 and encodes 404 amino acids. Gene Ontology annotation, biological process: cytoplasmic translational termination. The record is from RefSeq and is a predicted model, not a curated record. Gene Ontology annotation, molecular function: sequence-specific mRNA binding; translation release factor activity, codon specific. The transcript is spliced from 13 exons. NCBI's taxonomy places the organism in Eukaryota, Metazoa, Chordata, Mammalia, Rodentia, Cricetidae. Gene Ontology annotation, cellular component: cytosol; translation release factor complex.